Molecule: messenger RNA, 1260 nt
Organism: Parasteatoda tepidariorum (common house spider)
Lineage: Eukaryota; Metazoa; Arthropoda; Arachnida; Araneae; Theridiidae
Source: RefSeq, a predicted model, not a curated record
UUGGCGAAAAUGGUGGGCUGGAUGAUACGUAGAUACAUUUUUCUAAAGGUGGAAUAAAAAAUAUUUGCUUAAUUUGUCCCUAUAUUUGAAUUUUUCUUUUAAAUCUAAGAAUAAUCACUUCUUGUUGGGAAUUUCGAUGAUGGGGGAAAAAAAUAAUAAUCUUUAUUUUAAGAUGAUGAGGCGAGAGAAUCUCUUUAGUUCAAAAAUGGUUCAACUUCGAAACCAAUUUUUUUCAGACUUAGUUCUCUAUUAUCGAUGCUAAUUUGAAAUAUUUAUUAGUUAGAAAAUAAAACUUACUUUCUAUUGAUGCAUACUUUCUAUUGUCUGUAUUAAAUUUUAAUUGUUUAUUCCAGGAGCGGUAAACUACUUAAAGGUGAUGAACUUUUGAUUGUAAAUGGAGUUAGUUUAGAACAAGCAAGGCAACUGCUACGUAUACUUGAAGAAGAAAUGCAUUUACUUUUAGCAUGAGAGCUUACUGAAGACCUCUGCUUUAAAGAAGAUUCCUCAAGACUUCAAGCAACUCAAGUGCCAAAACUGCACGAGUCACACAAUCUUCCAAUGCCAUUCCAAGGCUAAGGCAUUGGCAGUCAGAUGCUGGGAAGUAUUGCUCAGGCGAUAAUAGUCAUUCUAAUCCAGAUUUACCUCCAAAGCCAAAGAUAGACAAUGAACGAAUGGGCAGUAAUGGUAUCUGCACAUUGCCUAGGUGGCCUAAAUCCUCCGCUACAUACAGUAGUAUUUGAGAAAGGCUUAGGAUUCAGUAUUGUUUGUGGUAAAGAUUCUCCAAAAGGCGAACUUGGUUUCUAUGUCUUUACAAAUGGCCAGGCAUCUCUUAGAGAAGGAGAUGAAAUUUAUACACUUAAUGGUCAACCAUUACAAGGCCUUUCACAUUCAGAAGCGGCCUUUAAGAAAAUUAAAGAAGGUCCAGUAGUGUUACACAUUGGGAAACAUUCCAACAAAAAAAGAUAGCUAGAUUUCCUGACAAAAUAGGAUUUUAUACUACAACUUGUAUGUCGUACUUAAAAAGUCAAUUCUCACUCAUCCAGUGUAACGCAGCAACAUUUUUAGGUAAGUGUGUUGUAAUAAUCAUCUAAUUAUUGCAAAUAUAGUAAACCUUUGGAGCAUUUACUAAUUUUUCUUUCAUUAUUCAAGGCUCCUUGUUGUAAUCUUGUAACUCCCACUGACAAGUUUUACUUUAUUUUUAUAAUACGUAUUUUAGAUUAUUUUUUUUUUACAACAGCCGACGCAAUUUUGAGUUAAUAA